This is a messenger RNA of Diplodia corticola, 2391 nucleotides long. RefSeq names its product glycosyltransferase family 39 protein. NCBI's taxonomy places the organism in Eukaryota, Fungi, Ascomycota, Dothideomycetes, Botryosphaeriales, Botryosphaeriaceae. Gene Ontology annotation, molecular function: dolichyl-phosphate-mannose-protein mannosyltransferase activity. Gene Ontology annotation, biological process: protein O-linked glycosylation via mannose. The record is from RefSeq and is a predicted model, not a curated record. The coding region runs from base 1 to 2391 and encodes 796 amino acids. Gene Ontology annotation, cellular component: membrane; endoplasmic reticulum. The transcript is spliced from 3 exons.
AUGCCGUCCGCGCAGCCCGCUAACGUCCGCUUCGCCCAGCUGUCCUCUGCGGCUCGCAGCCUGUGGCCCACCAUGAGCUCGCAGCCACCACCCUCCACCCUGAAGCACCGCGGUCGCGACAAGAAGCGCCCGGCCACCCCGACCGCCGACAGCCCAACAGACAACAAGGUCAAUGGCGCCUUCCAGCGCGCCCAAUCCGAGGCCCAGGCCAAGAUUGGUGCCGAGUGGGACUACAAGAUCGCCUUUGCCGUCGUCACCCUGCUGGGCUUCUGGACGCGCUUCUGGGGCAUCACCCACCCCGACCAGGUCGUCUUCGACGAGGUCCACUUUGGCAAGUUUGCCUCGUACUACCUCCAGCGCACCUACUUCUUCGACGUCCAUCCUCCCUUCGGAAAACUGCUCUUCGCCUUCGCCGGCUGGCUCGUCGGAUACGAUGGCUCGUUCCUCUUCGAGAACAUUGGCGACUCGUACGUCACGAACAAGGUUCCCUACGUGGCCUACAGAGCUCUGCCCGCCACCCUGGGCGCCCUCACCGUUCCCACCGUCUUCCUGAUCAUGUGGGAAUCUGGCUACAGCCUUCCGGCUUGCUUGACCGCCACCGCCCUUGUUCUCUUCGACAACGCCCACGUUGGCCAGACCAGGCUCAUUCUCCUGGACGCGACCCUGAUCUUUUUCAUGGCUCUCAGCGUCCUUUGCUACAUCAAGUUUUACAAGAACCGCCACGCUGCCUUCUCCCGCAAGUGGUGGAAGUGGUUGAUUCUGACGGGCGUCUGCCUGAGCUGCGUUAUUUCCACCAAAUACGUCGGUCUUUUCACCUUCUUUUCCAUUGGAGUUCCUGUUGCCUUUGAUCUCUGGGAUCUGCUGGACGUCAACCGGAGGCAGGGCUCUCUCUCUCUCCCCGACUUUGGCAAGCACUUCGCCGCUCGCCUGACCGCCCUCAUUAUCAUCCCCUUCUUUUUGUACCUCUUCUGGUUCCAGGUCCACUUCUCUAUCCUCAACCGCUCCGGCCCUGGCGAUGAUUUCAUGAGCCCUGACUUCCAGGAGACGCUCAGCGACAACGUCAUGACCAUGCAGUCCCUCAGCAUUGACUACUUUGAUUCCAUCACCAUGCGCCACAAGGAGACCAAGGUCUACCUGCACAGUCACGUGGACCGCUACCCUCUCAGGUAUGACGAUGGUCGUAUUUCCAGCCAGGGCCAGCAGGUUACCGGCUAUCCCCACAACGACACGAACAACCAUUGGCAGAUUCUUCCCGCCACUGCUCCUGUCGACCAGCCGCGCCGCGUUAAGAAUGGUGAUCUGGUCAGGUUCCGCCACUUGGUGACCAACACCAUGCUCCUGACGCACGAUGUUGCCUCGCCGUACUACCCGACCAACCAGGAAUUCACCGCUGUUGACAUGGAGGCUGCCAAUGGCGACCGCUUCAACGACACCGUCUUCGAAAUCAAGAUCGAGAACGGCAAGCCUGGCCAGGACUUCAAGAGCAUGGGUUCGCACUUCAAGCUCAUCCACUGGCCCACCAAGGUUGCUAUGUGGACCCACACCACACCUCUGCCGGACUGGGCCUACAAGCAGGCUGAGAUCAACGGUAACAAGAACAUUCAGCAAUCUAGCAACGUCUGGUAUGUGGAUGAGAUUCCGUCUCUCCCUGUCGACAGCGAACGCCGCGUUCAGGAGCCACGGAAGGUGAAGCAACUGCCUUUCUUGAAGAAGUACUUCGAGUUACAGCGGGCUAUGUUCUUCCACAACAACGCUUUGACCAGCAGCCACCCGUACUCCAGUUUCCCCAUCUCCUGGCCUUUCUUGCUUCGUGGUGUCAGCUUCUGGACGGAGAACGACACGAGGCAGCAGAUCUAUUUCCUCGGCAACCCGCUUGGUUGGUGGCUGGCUAGCAGCCUGCUUGCCGUCUUCGCUGGCAUCAUCGGAGCCGACCAGCUAGCUCUCCGCAGAGGCGUCGACGCCCUUGAUUUACGCACGCGCUCCCGCCUCUACAACUCGACUGGUUUCUUCUUCUUGACGUGGGCGGCGCAUUACGUGCCCUUCUUCAUCAUGGGUCGUCAGCUCUUCCUUCAUCACUACUUGCCUGCACACCUGGCAUCAGCGCUUGUGACGGGAGCUCUUGUUGAGUUCAUCUUCAACAUCGAGCCCCCGACGGCCGAGGAGCUGGAAGCAAAGAAGAAGAAGGGUACGGCGCGCAGCUCUCGCCCCGUCCGCGAGAGGCUGGCAGGCCAGAACAUGUACGGCACGUGGGCAGCGACUGGCGUCAUUGUGGCAGUUCUCCUCUGGAGCUUCUUCUUCUUCGCCCCGCUCACCUACGGCAAGCCUGGCCUUGACGUGCCUCAGGUCCUUGCCAGGAAGUGGCUCAACUAUGACCUGCACUUUGCCAAAUAA